UCAUAUUCACAACAUGGCGCCAUGAAUCUCUGCCGCGUUUACUCCGAGCUGCGGUUGGAAAUGUUGCUGGAGCCGCAAAGGUCUUGCUGCGUGCACUUGUCUCGCCAGGCUGCUUAAGCAUGUCAACAGAUGACAGCAUCUCAGAGGACGUGUCUAGCUCUGUGGCACUGAGCCACGACCACACAAGCCCCAAUGGAGGGAAGGAGAGCGAGACCUCCGUGGUCUCCUCAGCGGACACAGUGUCGGGCCUGGCUCUUCCCGAGGAGGCGGCUGUUAUAACUCGACCCUCCAGCACACCAGCAUGCACCAUUUCCAGCAAAAUAAGGAGUCUGUGUCUCGGUGGCACUGAGGAGGAGUUCAGCUCAGGGAGAAGCCUGCCCUUUAUCAACCCCAGUUCUUUAGAGACGCUCCGAGCGUUGGUGCAUGAGAUCCAGAGCAGCGAGACGGACCCUGAGAUCUGGAAGAACUGCGAGGGCAGGUGGUUACACCUCUUUCAGCUGGUGGAGAAGCAAUACCAAGAGCAAAUUCUUGCUCAGCAAGAACAGUAUCAGUGCCAAAUACAGCUCAUUCAGGACGAGAUCAAAGCAUUAGUGCAGCUACAGAAACGGCAAAGCGGAGCACAGUCAAACCCUUUGUACCCAACCAAGACUUUAGAACCUCCAACAGACCUGGAGAAUGAAAUCCAGGCUUGUAGCCCCUCGAAGGUCACCGCUAACCCUCAGGAGAGCUCGGACGAGGGCCUGGUGACUGUCCAGAGCAGUGGCUAUGGCACCCUGUCCACCUGGGAGCCUGGAACAACAACAUCAGGGAGCCUGGAAGGGAAGGACGAGGUGUUGUCCUUACAAAAAAAGCAGGAUAGCGGCACUUCACACUCCCUGUCGACUAAAACACAGGGGUUAGACCGCGUUCCAAGCAGGACUGUGACGUCUAAUAAGUCACCUCACACAACUUCAAAUGUGCCAAAUCUUCCUGCUAACAAGCAGAGACUAAACAGUCAACCACUGACCUCUUGGGCCCAGAGGCAGAAACACCGGCAAAGAAAAAGCAAAACGGCACAAAACCAGUCACCGCAAAUGGAGGGGAGAGAAGAGAGCAGGUCAGAUGGAUGUCCAAAGGAACAGCUGGGACAUGUGGAUGAAUUUGGACAUAGUGCAGUCUGUUUGAGUCCUGCUGCCCUGAAGAGAAGCGACAGCCUUGUGUCGGAAGCCUCGGGUCUGACCUAUUGGAAGCUGGAAGAAGGUGAGCUCUACCGCCCCCUACCAGACAGCUUUGAAAACAACUCUUUCCUCCUAAUGCAGGAUGUUAAUCUGAGCCAGCCUCGAGAAGACGAAGCGCAACUGUCUCUGUCUCUCAGAGAAAUCUACCAGAGCAAGCAGAAGGUGGAUCCUAAAGGCCAGGAGUGGGACUCGUUAAUUAACUCUGACGCAUCUUCUCCUCAGGUGCUGACUCUGGAACCCGGCGCUCCUACGAGACAGUCAGAACGCACGUCCGGCUUCACGUCUCCGUCACGCUUCAGCAGCCCCACCUCACCCAUGUCGCACACCUCACACACUGUUCCCCGAGCUUACAGUGAAGAUGAAGGCAGCCGCACUGCUAGCAUGACACUGCAGGCCACGGGCUCAUCCGUACAGGAGCCACGCCCAAACAGCAGGAAACUGGAGGCUUCGGCUGCAAUGGAUGACCCUGUGGUACUCUCGUUGUUGAGGCAGAACCUGAGGGAGAAGCAUGCACGGCACAUAGCAGACCUCCGAGCAUACUAUGAGUCGGAGAUCAGUGCCCUGAAGGAAAAGCUAAAUUUGGUAAAUUUACCCCUGGAUAUGGAGAAAAGCAACCAGAUACUGCUACAAAGGUGUGAACACUUGGAACGGGCUCUUACAGAGGCGAGUAUGCGCAUCCGAGAACUGGAGAACAAGAACCACCACCUAGAGAGACAGCUGGCGGCGUGGCCCGAGCGCUACGAUGCAGCCAGUUCCACGGUGAAGGCUCUGCAUCAGCGUCUGGAGGAGAGCAAGCAGAGCAGCAAGGAAAAAGACAACACCGUGAACAAGCUGAGGAGUCGCCUGCGCCACCUGGAGGAGGCUGUACAGAACGCCUGCAAAGAGGUGGACGAAAAGGAGGCACGCAUGAAGAAAGAGCACAAGAUGCUGCAGGAUCUGCUUCAAGAGUAUGACUCCUUAAGAAAAGAUCAUGAGGGAGUAAAGGACAAUUUGGUGUCGACUGAAAAUAAACUCUUUGAUGCUAACGAACAAAUAGCAGAACUGAAGAGGGUCAUUUCCAAGCUGGAAGCACAAGUGAAGCAGCUGGAACAUGAGAACAUGGCUAAAACUCGUCAGGCUUUCCACAGCCACUUGCAGCCUUCAGGAGUUGGUUUAUUCCACCAUCCUGAUCUUCUACUUUCACCAAGCAAAAGGCAGCGAGACGUGGAAUGCGGCGCAAGGAAUUCUGGAGGAAUAGGAAGGGGCCGCCCUUCAUCUCCGGAGAUGGAGCAGACAGAUGAGGAACAGACAAGGAGGGACAUGCCACUGAGCCCUGUGAUGAAGGCUCUGAUUCAGAUGGAGGACCCCAAAGCCACAGAGGCACGGGCUGUGACUAAAAUCCACUGCGACUCUCCCAGGUUAGGAAACAAGAAACCCACAGUAGCUUUUGUGGACAGCGUAAGAGAGCCUUUACUCGAAAGAAGUGAAACUGUACUUCGAGCUCAGAGAAGUCUUUCUCCAGAGGGCCAUCGCUCUUCAUCUCUUCCCCCAAGAGCACAGAGAGCAGGUCCUCCAUCCACACCAACAAAGAGAGAAACUCUACUAUAUCCGCUCUCGGCGAAGUCCAGUCCCAAGCGAUGCCCGACAGAGAACGUGUCCACUGCAUUCGGUCGUCCCAUGCAUUGCCAACAGCACCUGCAUAACCGGUUUGAUUUGCAUUUUGAUCAAACGGGUUUCAGCUCAUCGCUGCCAUCUCGGCGCAACUCCAGAACAAGACUACAGUUCAUGCCAGAAGUUAAAACUCAGACCAGCUCGGCGUCAGGACGGGCUGUAGAGAGCAGAGAAUCCGAGGAGCAAGAGGUUACAGACCCAGACCUGCUGACCCAUGACCACGAGGAUGAGAUCAUCCUCCCUCGGGUUCAGUCUCUAGCUGACGCUGAGAAGCUGUGUGAUGAGCUCACACAGGAGAAACAGCAGAUCGAGGCAGCACUCAGUCGUAUUCCUGGGGCUGGAGCCAGGGUCACCUUACAGACCAGGCUGGAUCAGGCGUCGUUAGAGAACCGAUUGGAAAAAGUGAACCGUGAUCUGGGAUCCAUACGCAUGACUCUGAAACGAUUCCACGUUCUCCGCUCCUCUGCCAAUAUAUAGCUAGCGGUCACGGUCAUGUUCAUCUAAUAAGGACUGUGAAAGAUUUGUGACUGGGACACAGGACUCUUCCAUUGUACAUAAUACAAAGUUCAGUAUUUCUACUUUUGUUAUGGUAGGUUAUUUUUUAAUGUUUAUAUGAUUAUGUUUUUUAAUACGCAGAAUAGAAACUGAUUUUUAAAGUAUAUUUUGAUACACGGAUUUGUAAAAAAAGGAAAAAGGUACUUUUUUAUGUCAUGAAAGUAUGUUGUAUGCUUGACUCAUUCAGGGUUUUUUUUUUUUUUUAAAUAUAAAACAUUUUGCUGCUGAAACAAUGAUUGAAGCAAAAAAAAGUUCAAUAGAACUGGACAUUUACAGUAUUAUUUUUUUUUAAAAUUGCCAGCAGUUCAUUAACUUUUUUUUAAUUCUUUUCUACGUUCAACUUGAAUUGUUUAUUUAUUCCUUUUUAUCCAACAGGUUUAAUAUUUUUAUUUUUGUUGUGAACCAUUUUGAUUCCAUUUUUCCUGUGCAACAUGUGAAUAUUUUAUAAUACGUUAGAUUUUAGUUACCUUUGUCAUUUCGUGAGGAAUCAACCAAGAAUCUCACGCUUGCAGUUUCUAUACCCAUACAUCCACUUCUCUUUUAGACAUUCCACACUACUUUCAUGAUCCCUUUCCAAACCACAUCAUUUGUGUAUGCACUCUUUUACAAGGCAGAACUUCGACACUUUGAGACUUUUGCCACUUUGAACAGAAUGCCUUUGUAAUGCAUGGAAAAUUGACAAUUUAAAAUGAUUCCAUUUAAUUCUCGUGAAUAAGGCUCUUUUUCAUUCCACGUCGAUCACUGGAUCGCUAUUUACUCUUGCACCAAGCACCUGAAUAAAAAUACUUCAAAAUGCAAAACCAGCUGUUGCAGAAAUUCCAUUGUUCAGUUUGUGUUCGAAAGCUGAUGACUGAAAUCUGAAUGCUGCCAGAGAGCCGCUGCUGCAGCCCUUGAGCGACGUUCUUGGAGCUCAACGAUUCAGCUUGGUUGUUAUUGGAUUGUAUACUGCCUCAGUGUCUAAGAUGCAUAGCUUUUUUCAAAUUAAUAAAUGUAAAUGCUCCA
This is a messenger RNA of Neoarius graeffei (lesser salmon catfish), 4424 nucleotides long. Its product is annotated as M-phase phosphoprotein 9. NCBI's taxonomy places the organism in Eukaryota, Metazoa, Chordata, Actinopteri, Siluriformes, Ariidae. Gene Ontology annotation, cellular component: centriole. The transcript is spliced from 24 exons. The coding region runs from base 120 to 3344 and encodes 1074 amino acids. The record is from RefSeq and is a predicted model, not a curated record.